GUGGCAACCUUAGCCGGCCAUUAGAGGGCUCUGGCUGAGGGCGGGGAACUGUUUUUCUGUCCCACACACCCUCCCGCUUUCCUCGGGUUAUUGGGUGUUGGGCUGCCUGCUGGGUCAGAUGCUGGUGCUUUGGAGGCUUUGCCCUCCUAGGAAUCCAGCAUGGGCCAGCUAGGGCAACUGCGGCUUCACCAGAACACGAAAGGAAAGACUUGCACCUGACUUGGAAAGUGGAACCAGCCCGUCUUCUGUCGAUUCUUAAGGUGAACUUGGAGGCUUUCGGGUACGCAAGCAAGGAAAGAGCCGGCUACAGGACGUACACCUCUUGUUUGACUCAGGAUCAUCCUAAACUCCUGGAGGAGGAGGGGAGAUGGCUGUUGUAGAGAUGGCUCAAGUGCCAGAAGCCUUUGUAGAGGUGACGGUGUACUCAAAUGAAGGGCAGUGUUCACUUAUGGGCCAUCGGCAGAAGGCCUUCUACAGGAACGCCAUGCAAGAGAACUACAGGACUGCAGCCUCGCUUGCAGGAGGGUUCCCAAUUCACACUCCUGAGCUGCUCACCCGCUUGGAGCGAGGGGAAGAGGCCUGGGUCCCGGAUCUUCAGAGCUCCGAUGAGAGUGCGGAUGAAGGCCCAGUUAAGCCGACCCUGAAGCGAUGGCCAAAGGGAGGGACAUGGUGGGAUCGGUACAGAAGUCCUGUGACUUACCCCAGUUCGGACUCCACAAACUCAGAUGAGGAGGAGGAGAGCGAAGGUGAAGAAGAGAAACCUCAGCGUGGAGGUCACAGGCUGACAGUACUUCGUAGAAAUGUAUUGGACAAUUCUAAGAGGAAUGGAUUCCAGAGUCUGAAGCAACGGGAGGCCUUUAGGAAUGGGCCUCAGCUGAAGAAACAUCCGCGAAGCCAGCUGGGAAGGAUAAAGAGUAACUUGACAGAAGUUGGUGACAUUACACAAUGCACAACCAAAGUGAAGGCUUCUGGAGGAGAACAUCAGAACCCCUGCCCUGACUGUGGUCGGGUUUUCAAGGCAAAAUCAUCCCUCUCCAAUCACCAGAAAAUGCAUUCUCAUGAGGGAUCCUAUGAAUGCUCCUUCUGUGGGGAAAGAGUCACAUCCAGAAAACUCCUUGCUAGUCAUCGGAGAAGUCAUGCAGAAGAAAGGGGUUAUAAAUAUCCUAGUUCCAUAAAGCAUCAAAAGGUCCACCAGCAAGAGAAACUUUAUAAGUGCCUACAGUGCAAGAAGUGCUUUAAGCGGAAGGACCACCUCCUAUUACAUCAGAAGAGCCAUACAGGUGAGCGGCCUCAUAAAUGCCCUGAAUGUGAGAGAGCCUUUAUUCGAAAGGAACAUCUCACCAGACAUCAGAAAAUCCAUCUGAGACAGAAGAUUGAUAAACCUCUCAAGGAUAAGAGAGAAGCAGUAGUGGGAAUUUCACCUAGUUUUCCUAAAAAGAAACCCUCUUUAGCCUCUGUCACUAAGAAGACAAUCUUAUUGGCUGUUGGCACCAAUGGACGCCCAGGGAUCUAUCCAGAUCUCUACAAAUGCCAAUUCUGUGGAAGAUGUAUGCGGACCAAAAGUUUGCUCAUCGAUCACGAAAGAAUCCACAGGGAAGAGAGGCCCUAUAAAUGUUCCCAAUGUAAGAAAAGCUUCCAUCAUAGCUACAAGUUGCUGAGGCAUGAGGCAACCCACACAAGGAAGGCAGCCCACAAGCAUCCCAUGAGGCUGAGUGCAAAGAGUGUCCUGUCUGGCUCCAGAAUCAUCCACACAGCAGAAAAUCCCUUUAAAGUCUCAACUGGCAUGAAAAAAGUCACAAAUGGUUUUAGCUUUGCCCAAUGCCCAAGAAGUCUCAGCAGGGAAAAGCUCUAUAAAUGUCAGUAUUGUGGGAAAUGCUUGAGUAGAAGCAGUUUGCUUGCCAAUCAUGAGGAACUCCACAGAAGACAGAGACCCUAUAAAUGCCCUGACUGUGCAAAAGGUUUCUUUCAAAAGCACCACCUUAUCCAACACAAGGCAACCCACACAAAAAAAAAACCCACUAAGGAUAUUGAGCAUGUCAGAAGGCCGAGGCUGAAGAGUCGCUGCUCUGUACCUGAAAGAAUCCAUGCAGAACUGAAGCCUUCUAGAGGCCCAAGGGGGUGCAUUGUCACUCGCAGUGUCACCCGUAGCACAUGCCUUACCAAGCACCAAAAAAUCUACACAGAGGACAAUGUCUAUAAAUGCCAGUAUUGUGGGGAGUGCAGUACAACAAAAAGUAUGCUCUCUGAUCAUGAGAGAAUCCACAGGAGAAAGAAGAAGCCUUACCAAUGUUUGGAGUGUGAGAAAAAAUUCUCUCAGAAGAACUACCUUGCUGCCCACCAGAGAGGCCACACGAGAAAACUGCUCUCUAAAUCCUCUAACUUUGACAAAGAAAUCACAAAAAAUCCCCCCUCCUUCAAGCGUGGAAAUCCCCACAGAAGAAAGGUGCCAUUAUUAUGCUUUAAAUGUGGGAAAAACUUUGAUGACAAGUAUUCCUUCACCAGGCAUCAGAGGGUCCACUUGGGGGAAAAACCCUUCAAAUGCAUCACGUGUGGAAAAGGUUUCAUUCAGAUGUGGCAUCUGAAGAGACAUGAGAAAACCCACCUCAAAGAGAAAUGCCAUAAACAGCCCAUUGUGGCUGAGGGGAACCAUGUAUUUUCCAAUUCUGCAAAUGGCAUCUCCUUUGAUCAGGGGCAUCUGCCUGUCAAUGUUGAGCAACUGACCAAAUUACAAAGGGUAGAAAUAAAUGCUUUUCAGGACAUUGAGGAAGGAAAAAAACAGUCACUGGUGGUAUUAGCAGAAGGAUCUGAGGUGGGAGUUCCGGGAGGAUCUGAGCAGGGAGGAAAGCAUGUGGAGGUGCAAGCACAAUUAUCCAGACAGUCUCAAGGAAACACCCUGCAGGACCACAGAGAAGGAGAAGUCUCUAUCAGCCAGGCAGUGAAACCAAGAGCUAACAAGAAGUUAGCAGGAGAAGACAAUGUUAUUCUGCGUUACAAACAAGACAAACAUUGCAUCAGUCAGCAAAGUCGUCCAAGACAGUGUUCCAAAAAGAUCAGUCUCCAGAGUCUCAAGGAGAAAAAGGCCUGUGUCAGAUGGCAAUUGAGAUCACAGACCAUGUCAAGAAGAAAAUCUAAGCGAGAGACACAGCUGGACGGUAAGCCAUCCAGAUCUUGCUUCUGUCAGCAGGAGGGGCCAGAGAUUAUUCAAAGAAGGACAUCUAAAAAACCCCAGGACUCUAGGAAGGUAAAAGUGUGCGUUGGUUCUCAAAGGAACCCACAUGCAGCUGCUUCUCCCAGCUUGUUUAAAAGUGCCCUAAAGGGCUGUAAACCAGGAGGACUAAGCCUCUGUCGGCCAUCCCAGAAAGUGUUGCCCAGAGAAUCCAAAUUGCGGGCUACUGAAAGUGCUGCACAAAGGAGGUUGGCCUGUGUUGAAUUGCAAAGGGAACCGCAGGAAGUGCUGGGAAGGCAGUCCAAAGAGAGCUCAGAUUCUCGGAGUUGCAGGACAGAAAAAUGUGAAGCAGUUCUCAUCAGUGAACAAGCGCCGCAGCUGAUACCUGAAAAGGACCCUCAGCAGAGCUGUCAAAAAGUUCAAGCUGCAAAUGAGCUCCAAACCACAGCUCUUCAAAACGCGGAGAUGGCAUCUGUUGAGCAGCAACCAGAAGCACAGGUGACACCGUUGGGAGCAGCAGGAAAUCCUGCUCCACAGAGUCGCAAGGAGGGAAGAGGCUGUGUUGAACCACAGAUAGCAAUAUCAACAGAACCCCAAAGCAGAGCUCCUCAGGGCAAGAGUGUUUCUAGCAAGUGUAAAUCAGAAAAAAUGCAGACUGAGCAUGGGUGCAGUGAGUGUCAGAAAUCCUUCAAGAGUCAAGCAGCUCUUUUGAUACAUGAGAAAACCCACACCGGGGACAGGCCGUUUUCAUGCACACAGUGUGAGAAAAGCUUCCAUACUGUGCAUACCCUUAAUGUUCAUACGCGAAUCCACACGGGAGAGAAGCCGUUCAAAUGCUCUGAGUGCGAGUUUCGCUGCAAUGUGAGUUCUAAUCUCAGCAGGCAUAAGAGAACCCAUAACCGAGAGAGACCCCACCCUUGCCUGCAGUGUGGGAAAAGCUUCUGGUUCAGCCACAGCCUUCUCAUCCAUUGGAGGAUCCAUAGCAAAAAGGAGUCGUACACAUGCUCUGACUGUGGGCGAAUGUUCAUGCACAAGAACUUGCUCAAGCUGCAUAGGAGGUACAAGCAUGAUUCAGAAACUGUUGAAUUAGGCUGUUCAAAAGUGGAACAGCCCCUCCCUUCUCCUGGCAAGGUAAGCAUGUGUGACCGCUCCUAGUGCACAUGCUUGGUACGACAGAGUACUGUUAUAGCACAGCCCACCACCCUAAGCUGAGACUGGAAAUAGCACACUUUUGCACUCUUAACUUGUGCAAGUGAAUCAUCAUGAGUGGCCCAGGCAGAGCCCUCCUUGACCCUGCACAAUUGCUCAUCCUCUCUAUCUUGCUCCCAAGCAAAUUCUUGCUACAGCCAUAGCCUGCAUCGGAAGGAUGCAACUUUCAUCCCCUCUUGCAUCUCUUCCCACAGCGCCAGGAGUCUGGGUUGGACCAGCGUAAAUAUCCCCCCCUUCCCAACCUCUUAUGGUGAAAGAACAAGAGCGGCAAGCAAAUGUGGACCAGGCAUCUUGGCAGGAUAAUCAGAAAGGAUAUCACCAUUCUGAAUCUUGGCUGGAUGGGUCACAGAAAGAAUGACAGUUUCUUGCUUUCCCCUUCCAUGUGUGCUCCCAUCCCCUCUGACAUGUGCAAGAAUAUAAAGACUACUUUUGUAGGUCUCCUGGAAGAGAUAAAUGGAUCCUUGCUCUGCCAGUGGUUGGCUUUUUUUGCCUUGGCCUUAUCUCUAGGAUACCAGCAUUCAUGAUGCAGCCAAUGAGAAUGGAUUCUGGACUGAGGAAAUGCGGGGCCCCUUCUGCAUAAUAACCACAGUUCUAAACUGAAAGGUGUUUAAAGUAUGAGAGUGCCUUUUGACUCUAUUAUUAUGAUCCAACGUACCUCCUCCUUUUCCUGUAUGUGACAUACUUGCUUGGCUGUUUGACUGGCUUCCAGUUCUUGAAACUCCCUUGAUCUAAUUAUUAGUUUUUUUAAAAAAAAAUGAUGCUCCUGCUAAGAUCCCCCCCUUCUCCACCUACCUUUGUAUCUACCCAUGGAAGAAGCACCGUAUAUUAAUCUCCAAAGUGAGAGGGAGUAUCUGCAAAACAGUCCCCUUCCCCCCACAAACCUGAGGAUUUCUCCUGUACAUUUUUGUGCUUCUACUUCAUACUCUGUGCAUCACAGUAGGAAUACAGGGGACCUGUGGGCUUUCAGGUGUUGUUGGACUCCAACUCCCAUCACACUGGCUGUGAUGUUGCUCAGCAUCUGUCUUAACGCAAACCUUGCUGAGACCAUCCACCUUCUGCCCUUCAAACAAGAAAGUCAGUCCUGCUGGGCUCUCGAUUAAUGGCCUUGAACAUAUGCAAAGUGAAAUCUCCUGAGUGUUUACCAAUUAUUUUAAAGCAGCCACAAGGGAUGUUGAAUGCCUAUUCCCACCCCAGCCUUUGUCUUCCCUGGUCUAAUCCCCUUCCCUGAAGCUGCUAUUAUCCUCUUGGAGAGGGAGAAAGGCAAGUAUCACACCUGCAUUUUUUUUCUAUGAGAGGCGAAUAGCGGAAGGGGGACAAUUUAGACUGUGAGCAUCGCCAGGGGAGGAGGCUGCAGCCCCUUCUCUAGGGCAGCUCUUGCUGUUGUUUUAAGCAACAAGGGAAAACAUGAUCUACUCCCAUGUUAACAUAUCUGCAUUUGUUUUGGAUCCCAUUUAAACGGCCUUUGUGGGAUGGGUAUCCUUUUCCGAAGGGCAACCGACAGACAGUAUUAGUAAGCUUUAGACUAUGCAGUGCAAGGACAAAAUUUGCAGGAGAAACCCCCACUUGGGAGGAAGGAGGGGUGUUUUAGCCCUGAGUGCUCCUGCCAAGUAUAGCCCAAUUAAGUGACCCAUCUUCCAGACAAAUCAAUGACACUCCUACAUGGGAUGGAAUGGUAAAAUGAAGUGUAUGUAUAAUCCCCACUUUUUUUUCAUCUGAGGCUAUGAUUUCUGCCUGAAUAAAAAUCAGUUAUGUACAAACUAGUGUCUUUUUCUUCUGUCACACACAAAUUUAACAGAGGUUCAUACCCUAGGUUCAUAGGAACCAAACUUGUACCAACUCAGACCAUUGGUCUACCUAGCUCAUUAUUUUCAAGACUGAUGGGCAGCAGCUC
This is a messenger RNA of Rhineura floridana, 6266 nucleotides long. RefSeq names its product zinc finger protein 569-like. The record is from RefSeq and is a predicted model, not a curated record. Gene Ontology annotation, biological process: regulation of DNA-templated transcription. Bases 368 to 4321 code for a protein of 1317 amino acids. NCBI's taxonomy places the organism in Eukaryota, Metazoa, Chordata, Lepidosauria, Squamata, Rhineuridae. The transcript is spliced from 5 exons.